Molecule: messenger RNA, 1778 nt
Organism: Musa acuminata AAA Group (dessert banana)
Lineage: Eukaryota; Viridiplantae; Streptophyta; Magnoliopsida; Zingiberales; Musaceae
Product: inositol-3-phosphate synthase
Exons: 10
Coding region: 97-1629 (510 amino acids)
Biological process (GO): inositol biosynthetic process; phospholipid biosynthetic process
Cellular component (GO): cytoplasm
Molecular function (GO): inositol-3-phosphate synthase activity
Source: RefSeq, a predicted model, not a curated record
CGAUAUCGCUUCUGCCCCUAACGGAUUCAGGCCGAGCGAAGCCCUUCGUUUGUAGAGAAGUUUAAGGUGAAGGAGGGGAACGGCUCUCUGCAAAAUAUGUUUAUAGAGAAGUUUAAGGUGGAGAGCCCCAACGUGCGGUACGCGGAGGACGAGAUCGAGGCGGUGUACCACUACGAGACCACGGAGCUGGUGCACGAGAGCCGGGAUGGGGCCUACCACUGGAUCGUCAAGCCCAAGACCGUCCGAUACAACUUCAAGACACACACCCGCGUCCCCAAGCUCGGUGUGAUGCUCGUGGGAUGGGGCGGGAACAACGGAUCCACCCUCACCGCCGGAGUUAUUGCCAACAGAGAGGGGAUCUCUUGGGCAACCAAGGACAAAGUGCAGCAGGCCAACUAUUUUGGAUCCCUGACUCAGGCCUCCACCAUCAGGGUUGGCUCCUUCAAUGGCGAGGAGAUCUAUGCCCCCUUCAAAAGCCUGCUUCCUAUGGUUAAUCCAGAUGAUAUAGUGUUUGGGGGAUGGGAUAUAAGCAACAUGAACCUGGCAGACGCCAUGGCCAGGGCCAUGGUUCUGGAUAUAGACCUCCAGAAACAGCUCAGGCCAUACAUGGAGUCCAUGGUGCCCUUGCCUGGGAUAUUCGACCCUGACUUUGUUGCCGCAAAUCAGAGUGGCCGUGCCAACAGUGUGAUCAAAGGCACCAAGAAGGAGCAGGUCCAACAGAUCAUCAAGGACAUAAGGGAGUUUAAGGAGAAGACCAAGACGGAUAAGGUCGUUGUGCUGUGGACUGCAAACACUGAAAGGUACAGCGAUGUAAUUGUGGGGCUCAAUGAUACUAUGGAGAAUCUCAUGGCUUCACUGGAGAAGAAUGAAACUGAGAUAUCUCCAUCUACAUUGUAUGGGAUAGCUUGUGUGCUGGAGAAUGUCCCUUUUAUCAAUGGGAGCCCUCAAAACACCUUUGUGCCGGGGCUCAUUGAAAUGGCUAUUCAAAGGAACACUCUUAUAGGUGGAGAUGACUUCAAGAGCGGGCAGACCAAAAUGAAGUCUGUCUUGGUUGAUUUUCUGGUGGGAGCAGGAAUCAAGCCAACCUCCAUUGUUAGCUACAACCAUCUAGGAAACAAUGAUGGGAUGAACCUCUCUGCACCACAAACUUUCCGAUCCAAGGAGAUCUCGAAGAGCAAUGUUGUUGAUGACAUGGUCUCGAGUAAUGGUAUCCUCUAUGAGACUGGGGAGCAUCCUGACCAUGUCAUUGUCAUCAAGUAUGUGCCAUAUGUUGGGGACAGUAAGAGGGCUAUGGAUGAAUACACAUCAGAGAUAUUUAUGGGGGGAAAGAGCACCAUCGUUCUUCACAACACUUGCGAGGACUCCCUAUUGGCUGCACCCAUCAUAUUGGACUUAGUUUUGCUGGCUGAGUUGAGCUCUAGAAUUCAGCUUAAAUUUGAUGGGGAGGACAAGUUCCAUUCCUUCCAUCCAGUCUCUGCAAUCCUGAGUUACCUCACCAAAGCUCCACUUGUUCCUCCAGGCACGCCAGUGGUGAAUGCUCUCUCCAAGCAGAGAGCCAUGCUGGAGAACAUUCUCAGGGCUUGCAUCGGCUUGGCUCCCGAGAACAACAUGAACCUCGAGUACAAGUGAAAUCUGCUAGGAGAGAGGAAGGAUAGGUGGGUCUGCUUUGGCUUAUAUCGACCCUUCACCUUGUUGCUUGUAGUGACAGUUUACGUAUUUCCACUUUUCGAUAUGCUGAUGAGAUUCUAUUUAAGCUGAAUGAAUGGUUUCUCUCAUUA